AUGAAGACUCCUCCAAACUCUAAGGAUGAGUUGGAGGAGGUUGAUUCGGAUGAGGUCUUCCCUAUGUUCAGAGAUGGAGGUAGGUUUGGGCAGCUUAGGCUUGCGGUUGGAAUGACAUUCGCUACAAAGAUGGAGUUCAAAGAGGCUGUGCGUGAAUAUUGUAUACAAGAGGGUCGCAGGAUUUGGUUUAAGAAGAAUGAUAAUGUAAGGAUGAGAGCAGUGUGUAAGGAUGAGAACUGUGGCUGGCUUGUGUAUGCUGCUAACAACACAGAGAACAAUUACUGGCAGAUCAAGACGUUCAUGGAUGACCACAGUUGUGCAAGGAAAACCAAAAAUAGACUGGCUAAUAGGAAGUGGUUGGCCGGAAAAUUGGUGAAGAAGCUUCGAAAAUAUCCUAAUCUAAGACACUGUGAGGCUGCUCAGUAUUUUAAGACAAAAUGUGACUUGGAACUAAGCAAGUGUUCAUUGACUAGGGCCUUAGGAAAUGCUAGGGCUGUUGUGCAUGGUGAUGCUGCUGCCCAGUAUGGGAUGAUAUACAUUUGCUUGGAUGCCUGUAAGAAGGGAUUUUUGGCUGGCUACAGACCCCUCAUAGGCUUGGAUGGAGCUUUUCUGAAGACCCAGCAUAGUGGUCAGAUCUUGUCUGCAAUUGGACAAGAUGCAAACAAUCACAUAUAUGUGAUUGCAUAUGCAAUUGUCCCUGUUGAAAAUACUGAAAACUGGAGGUGGUUCUUGGAAUUACUUCAUCAAGACUUGGGAGAUUAUAAGCAAAACAAGCUCUAUUUCAUAUCAGAUAUGCAGAAGAUAGUGAACUGCUGUGACUUAAUAGAUCGACUACUGCUCCAUGAACUGCUUAUAUAUGCUGAACUACUGAUCAAAGAAGUUAGAGCCAAACCUAUCGUUACACUCUUAGAAGAAGUCAGAAUGUAUGCAAUGAGGUCCAUCGCUAGGAACAAAGUGAAGCUUAGUUCGAACACUGGGAUUCUACCACCUAUACAGCGUAGCAGGUUAGAAAAGAUAAGGAAGGAGUCAAAGAGUUGGGUCCCAAUGUGGUCUGGUGACUCUGAAUAUGAGAAAUUCGAGGUUCAUGGGUAG
Arachis ipaensis is the source of this 1092-nucleotide messenger RNA. RefSeq lists its product as uncharacterized. NCBI's taxonomy places the organism in Eukaryota, Viridiplantae, Streptophyta, Magnoliopsida, Fabales, Fabaceae. The record is from RefSeq and is a predicted model, not a curated record.